AUGGCAAAGGCAGACGAUUUCUCUGUUUUCAGCAUCCUGGUGACAGGAUCCGAUCAAGGGAUUGGUCUGGGUCUGGUGAAGAGGUUUCUGGAGCUGCCCUCUCCACCCAAAUGGGUCUUUGCUACAACCCUUGACCUGGAGGGAGAAGAAACCAAGGAGCUAAGAGAGAUGGCUUGCAAAUAUCCGAAUCUAGUGGUCUUGCAAUUAGAUGUUACUAAGCUUGACAGCAUCCAGGCCGCUCUGAAAGAAGUGCAGAAGUGUGUUGGAGAAGCUGGGCUGACCAUCCUGUACAACAACGCUGGCACUUGGGACUUCAAAGAUCUGCAAGCAGAAAAUGCCAAGAAUAUGAUGAGAACUUAUUCUGUCAAUACCAUCGGCCCACUGCUGAUGAGCCAGGCAUUUCUACCCCUGUUGAAGAAGGCAGCCCGGAGAAGCCCAUGUCAAGGGCUGAGCAGCAGCAAGGCGGCCAUUAUCAAUGCGUCCAGCAUUGCAGGCUCUAUUGAACUUGUGGCUGAGUGGGAUGUUGUACAGGGAACUGCAUACCGCUUCAGUAAGGCUGCUUUGAACAUGAUCACCAGGUGCCAGUCUCUUGAGUAUGCAGCCUAUGGGAUUAUGAGCGUCUCCAUCCAUCCUGGCUUAGUUAAAACUGCUAAGAGUCCAAUUCCGGAAAUCACCGUGGAAGAGAGCACACAAGGCAUCGUGAAUGUGCUGUCCAAGCUUUGUGAAGAGGACAACGGGACCUUUCUAGAUCGGUUGGGCCAUCGACUUCCGUGGUGA
Protobothrops mucrosquamatus (brown spotted pit viper) is the source of this 777-nucleotide messenger RNA. Its product is annotated as C-factor-like. The transcript is spliced from 6 exons. The record is from RefSeq and is a predicted model, not a curated record. Lineage: Eukaryota; Metazoa; Chordata; Lepidosauria; Squamata; Viperidae. Bases 1 to 777 code for a protein of 258 amino acids.